Molecule: messenger RNA, 1383 nt
Organism: Knipowitschia caucasica
Lineage: Eukaryota; Metazoa; Chordata; Actinopteri; Gobiiformes; Gobiidae
Source: the annotation of a GenBank genome assembly
AUGUCCUGGACACUCACCGCGGCGCGGCGCAGGCGUGGGAAGCCCCACGGGUUGGACUCGGCCAUGGCUCCUGGCGGACCGCGGCUUGAGGCGGAUGUGUCUCAGGAGCAGGAGUCACACAGUCCGCAACGGGACGUGAGCUCCGCCGCAGCAGCAAAGUGCGGCGUGUUCCCGCCUGCGCCGCAGUGUUCCCGGUGCAGAGUCCCGGUGCAGAGCCCCGGUGCAGAUUCUGUUCCACACGACGAGGGACGCAGCCAACACAUCUAUUACACAGCCCCAGCCCUAACACAGGAAAGUACAUCAGCUGCUGAAGUCAUGGCCAAGGUUUUCAAGAAAACCAGCAAGAAUGGACAGCUCACGCUCUACCUGGGGAAGCGGGACUAUGUGGACCACACAACGUCCGUGGAUGAAGUCUGUGGAGUGGUGAAGAUAGACCCUGCGGAGCUCGGAGACAAGAAAGUGUUCGUCCAGCUCGCCUGUGCGUUCCGUUAUGGCACCGAUGACUUGGACGUGAUGGGACUCUGCUUCAGAAAAGACAUCUGGAUCUCGUUCUUCCAGAUCUACCCCCAGACCACCAAGCCGGCUCAGACCCCCAUGCACGAGACCCUGCUGACCAAAGCCGGGGAGAACGCCUACCCCUUCACCUUCGAGAUUCCCAACAACCUGCCGUGCUCCGUGUCGCUGCAGCCGGGCCCUGACGACCAAGGAAAGGCCUGUGGUGUGGACUUUGAGGUGAAAGCGUACGUCGCCAAGGAACAGAACAACCCCGAUGAGACGGUCGACAAAAAAGACACCGCUCGCCUCGUCAUCCGUAAAAUCCAGUACGCUCCUUCUCAAGUCGGCGCUGGACCGAAGGCUGAGAUCUGCAAGAGCUUCAUGAUGUCGGACAAACCUGUGCAUCUAGAGGCCUCUCUGAGCAAAGAUCUGUUCUUCCACGGUGAAAGCAUCCAAAUCAAAAUCAAAAUCAAGAACGAGAGCAACAAAACUGUGAAGAAGUUUAAAAUCAGUGUGGAACAGGCUACAGACAUCGUCCUCUACUCCGCGGACAAAUACACGAAGACUGUUUUCACCCAAGAGUUUGCAGAGACGGUGGACCCUAACGGCUCCUAUGAAAACUCUCUUGCCAUUACACCGAUGCUCAAUGACAACAAAGAGAAGAGAGGCCUGGCUUUGGACGGACGGCUCAAAGAUGAAGACACCAACCUCGCCUCCACCACCAUCCUGAAGGGAGGCAUCGAGAAGGACGUGCUGGGAAUCCUGGUCUCCUACAAGAUCAAGAUCAACUUGAUGGUGGCUGGUGGAGGUCUGCUGGGAGGACUGACCUCAAGUGAUGUCACACUUGAGCUGCCAUUGAUGCUUAUGCACCCUAAGCCUCAAGAGUAA